UAGACGAACUGAACACAUUUGACGAACACGCAUGUAACGGAGUCAGAAAGAAGCGUGUUACACAGGCUAAUAACGACUGGUUCAAGAUAUACAUAGCCUAUAUGUCAAAUAGAGUUUUGUUUGUUGUCAGUAGUAUUUAUUUACCAUUAAUUAAGUGUCAGAGAAAUAUGUAUUUCUAGCUUGCUAGCUCAGCGACGUUCAUAUCUGAGGGGGUCCGAUUUCCCCUCUUCUUCAGAGGCAUUGCGAUGCCCUCUGAUUUUAUAUCUCUACUCAGCGCGGAUCUCGACCUGAAUUCCCCCAAAUCCCUAUAUUCCAAAGAAUCAGUGUAUGACCUUCUCCCCAAAGAGCUGCAGCUGCCAUCCUCCACUCAGCAAAACACAGCAGCAGCCAUGAGCCAGAAGAGCGGUGGAGAGGUGGCUCCUCCUCCCUCAGCUGCCCUUGACUCAGAUGCCACCACCGUCUCCUCUUCUAUGACCAUGGGAGGCCCUCGCAGUGCUUUUCCCACCUCUUCCAGCUCCACCAUGCACUCCACUACAGCCACCGACCAGACCUCUGCUCACACCGACGCCGCUCCAGACGAAGGUGUAAGUAGCAGAGUGGUGGCAGAGAUGCUUGGCGCUGAGGGCGGGACUGGCAACAGUGGGAGUGCUGGUGGCGGCAGGGCUGGCGGCGAGAAAGGAGGAGGGGCCGGAUCCCUAGGAGGAGGAGGAGGAGGAGGAGGAGGAAGAGGGGGGGCAUCCCAGGAGGCCCAGCAGCACCACCAGAUGACCCCCUCCAAACGGCGGACGGUGCUGAACAUCUCGCCUCCGCCCGAGGACCUGUUUGAUGACAGCUGCAUGUCCUGCCAGGAGGAUCAGCUCCAGGACUCAGAGCAGAGCAACAGCAUCUGGAUGGAUGACUCCGCCUCCAACUUCAGCAUCGUCAGCUCCAGCUCCUACAACGACAACACAGAGGUGCCCCGGAAGUCCCGCAAGCGCACCCCCCGCCAGCGACCCGGCCCCAAGCCUGCCUCGACCGAGGAGGCCAGCAUGGACGUGUUUGAUGCAGACAGUGCCAAAGGGCCGCACUUUGUGCUCUUGCAGCUGGGCUCAGACAGCAAGGCCUGUACCAAAGGAAGUUCGGCAGAUGGCCCCCAGACAACCCAUCAGAAAGGGGGGACCCUAGCGAGCCAGUUCCCUCAGAAGAGUGAGGGCAAAGAGCUGAAGAUCCUGGUCCAGCCUGAGACCCAGCACAGAGCCCGCUACCUGACUGAGGGCAGCAGGGGGUCAGUGAAGGACCGCACUCAGCAGGGCUUCCCCACCAUAAAGCUGGAGGGUGUGAAUGAGGCAGUGGUGCUCCAGGUGUUUGUGGGUAAUGACGCUGGGCGUGUGAAGCCACAUGGGUUCUAUCAGGCCUGCAGGGUGACGGGGCGCAACACCACAGCCUGCAAGGAGGUGGACACCGAGGGCACCACUGUCAUUGAAGUGCCCCUGGACCCCAGCAACAACAUGACCCUUGCGGUGGACUGCGUGGGGAUCCUGAAGCUGCGUAACGCUGAUGUGGAAGCUCGUAUCGGGGUGGCCGGCUCCAAAAAGAAGAGCACGCGUGCCAGGCUUGUGUUUCGGGUCAACAUCCCCAGGCCGGACGGCUCGGUGCUCACAUUACAGACACCGUCGUCCCCCAUCCUGUGCACCCAGCCUGCAGGGGUGCCUGAGAUUCUGAAGAAGUCCCUCCACAGUUGCUCGGUGAGGGGGGGUGAGGAGGUCUUCAUUAUUGGGAAGAACUUCCUCAAGGACACCAAAGUCAUAUUUCAGGAAAAUGUAUCAGAUGAGAAGUCUUGGAAGGCAGAGGCUGAAAUUGACAUGGAGCUGUUUCACCAGAAUCACUUGAUUGUGAAGGUUCCUCCAUACCAGAACCCAGCCAUCGCGUCAGCGGUAUGUGUGGGGAUCUAUGUGGUGACCAAUGCUGGCCGAUCCCAUGACGUGCAGCCUUUUACCUACACUCCAGAACCAGUGGACAUAUCUGUGAAGAAAGAAGUCCCAUCUCCAGGCAAGCCCUGCUCUUUUGAUGAACGGAUGAAAGUAAUUGAUGGUGCCUUGAUGCCCCCAAUGUUGCCUCUUGUGAAGAGAGAAGAGGUCACGCCAAUGGAGGUUUCCAGCAACCUCACUUCUGCUGGCGUGUUCAAGCGGACCCCUGAUGUCAUGUGUUCGGCCCAGCAGACGCUGGACAUGAGUUCCAACCUUCCCAACAACAGCCCGUUCUCCAACUCCUUGCCGCGGCCUGCCAGUGACCCUGACGAAUCCCAAACAGCAGUCUUCAACAGUGCAGAGGCCCUGAGCACCAUACAGAAGCAGGACAUCGCUCCCACCAACUCCUUCCCUGUGCCUGCAGACUCUCUACUCCAACCUGGGCCUCAGCAGUUCCUCCUGGAGCCCAGAGAGGGGCUGGGGCAGGACAGGGCCGGCAACAACGCUGGGGCGGUAGGGAGGCUCGGUCAACUACUGGAGGCCCCUCAGCCUGCCCCCCAGCAGCACCAGCUGCCCAUAUUCCCCCCAGACGAGGUGGCCCAACUGGAACAAGCAGUGAGACAACUGCAGGCCAAAGGGUACUGCAGCCAGCAGCAACAGCGACAACAGCAACAGAUUCAACAACAACAAAUUCAACAACAGCAGCAACAAAUUCAGCAACAACAGCAACAACAAAUUCAGCAACAGCAACUACAGCAACAACAACAGAUUCAACAACAACAAAUUCAGCAACAACAACAGCAACAACAAAUUCAGCAACAGCAAAUUCAACAGCAACAAAUUCAACAGCAGCAGCAGCAACAACUUCAACACCAGCAGCAACAACAGCAACAGCAAGUGUUGGAGAACCUGCAGCUGUUUCAGUCACAAAUGCCCAUGCAGUGUGGCAUAUUCCAGGGCGGUUCUCGAGGUGAGAACACUGAACAGCAGGGUUCCCAGCAGGGCAUGGUGCAGAACCAUGGUUCCCUUUUUCAGCAGGCCCAACAGCAGCAGCAACAACAGAAACAGCAGCAGCAAGCAGCGCUCUUUCAGCAAGCUAAUGAGCUCCUCUCCAUUCAGACCAACUUCCUCCAGCAGACCCCUCCUCAUCCCUCUCCACCCCUCUUCCAUAACCCCAGCCCCCUGGCUGAGGCACAGGACCCACAGGGGGCGCUGUUCCACACUCAGAAGGCCUCUCCCACCCAGGAGCAGGUCCAGGCAGCCCUCUUCCAGAACACCCUGACAGUGUUGAGUAGGACCAGCCUCUCCCCAGAGCAGCCCCCCUCUGCCGCCAACCUGUUCCUCCCCCAGAGUGCCCUGCCCGGGCAGCUCUCCGCUAACGGCAGCCAGCAGCAGCAGCAGCAGCAGCUGGCCUUCCUCAGUGCCCUGCAGACCUCUGCCCCUGAGCCCCAGUCAGUGUUCCAGGCUCAGACCCAGCUUUCCCCAAUCCAGCAGGGGACCCCCAUGGAGCAGCAGCAGCCUUCCCAGCCUCAGCCUCAGCCACCUCAGCAGAACUCCAUGUUUCAGAACAUCUCCCCUCAUCCACCUGCGAACACUCUCUCUCAGACCCAGCAGCAGCAGGCCGGCCUACUGUUCUGCAGCAACCCCCUCUCCACUCCGGAGCCCCCCAGUCUGCUGUUCAGCGGCCAGGGCCAGAUGCCCCCCAUGAGCAGCAGCAGCCUGAACUCUCAGGAGCCCCAGAACCCCUCCAUGCUGUUCUCUCAGGCCAGCAUGGUGACGGUUAGCCAGCAGGAGCCCUCUGAGCCCAUGGCCUUCCAGGACCAGAGCCAGGUGGUGGGGAACCCCUCGGAGCCUCUCCAGCAGGGCCUGUUCCAAGAGCAGCAGCCCAUGCAGCUGAUCACCAGCUCCAACAAUGGCCCAGAGCAGCCCGUCUCCCUCUUCAUGCCCCAAUCUAACAUGGCUGCCCUGCAGGGUGGCAUGGCUGCCCAGGAGCUCCCGCAGACAGGCAUCUUCAGCACCCAGAAUGGGGUGGCAGGCCUGCAGACCACCACCUCCUCCCCCGUGCAGCAGCCAGGGUCUCUGUUCCAGACAGCAGUCAGUGGGACCCUCAACCAGCCCAGCCAGGCCCAGCAGCCAGGCCUCUUCCUCUUUGGGAUUCAGAACGAGUGUGGCCAGCUGAUAAACUCUCCUGGAACCACUCUGUCUGAUCAGAUCAUUGCCAUCAGUCAGUCUGGUCAGAACCAGAGAGAGAGCGAGGCCCAGAUUCAGUCGCUGCUCAACCAGUCCAUGUCUGAGUCAGGGAGCAUGCAGAACAGCAUGACCGCCUCCCAGAACAUGGAGAAGAUAGAUGACCUGCUUGUCAGCUUGCAGGAGCAGGGCAACAACCUCACUCGCUCCUACUAGGUCUACUAUAGGUUUCAGGAGCCCAGAAGACCCCCAGUGUGGACCCCCAUUACAGACGGCAGAAGACCCCCAGUGUGGACCCCAUUACAGACGGCAGAAGACCCCCAGUGUGGACCCCCAUCAUAGACGGCAGAAGACCUCCAGUGUGGACCCCCAUUACAGACGGCAGAAGACCCCCAGUGUGGACC
Molecule: messenger RNA, 4537 nt
Organism: Coregonus clupeaformis (lake whitefish)
Lineage: Eukaryota; Metazoa; Chordata; Actinopteri; Salmoniformes; Salmonidae
Product: nuclear factor of activated T-cells 5-like
Biological process (GO): regulation of transcription by RNA polymerase II; cytokine production; calcineurin-NFAT signaling cascade
Cellular component (GO): transcription regulator complex
Molecular function (GO): DNA-binding transcription factor activity, RNA polymerase II-specific; RNA polymerase II cis-regulatory region sequence-specific DNA binding; transcription factor binding
Source: RefSeq, a predicted model, not a curated record